Messenger RNA from Cladophialophora psammophila CBS 110553, 1845 nucleotides. RefSeq lists its product as uncharacterized. Lineage: Eukaryota; Fungi; Ascomycota; Eurotiomycetes; Chaetothyriales; Herpotrichiellaceae. The record is from RefSeq and is a predicted model, not a curated record. Gene Ontology annotation, molecular function: beta-N-acetylhexosaminidase activity. Bases 1 to 1845 code for a protein of 614 amino acids. Gene Ontology annotation, cellular component: membrane. The transcript is spliced from 3 exons. Gene Ontology annotation, biological process: glycosaminoglycan metabolic process; carbohydrate metabolic process.
AUGUUGCCACAACAUCUACUCAUCCUGGUGUCCAUCGCGCCUUGCCUUGCUAUUUGGCCCCAACCUGCUGAGAUCCGAACCGGUCACCGAGUAUUGUGGCUUGAUCCAGCCCUUCAUGCAACUCUUCGCUGCGAAGAGAAAACAAUUGAUGUCUAUGGCACUGCAAACUCUCAGGGGAGUCAUCUGGCAGGCGUGCUCAACGGCGCUUUCGGAUUCACACAGGGCCUGAUGGAUAAGCUCCAAUUCGCUUUUGUGACCAGAAACAGUAGUGACCAGCCUUGUUUCUCUGAGAGAUCAAUUGUGCAGAAUGCCGUACGCGAGGCCAUUCAAUCAAUCCAACAGUCCAACUUCGUCCCUUGGAAGCUUUACAAACGACAUUCGACUUUUGAGCCUGAUCCACAUGCUGCUCGUCGUUACAUUUCCACGUUGCAUAUUCAGCAAAAGUCAUGUCCGGCAUCAGAGCCACUCUCCCCGGAAAGCUAUUUUGGAGGUGAUGAAUCAUAUCUAAUUGAUAUCGACGACGACGGUAUCACUUCUAUCAAGGCAAACGGCAGCAUUGGGACGAUCAGAGGCCUACAGACUCUUGAACAGCUGUUUUUUGCCCACUCAACAAAGUCGGGUUCAUACACACCAUUUGCACCUUUGAGAAUAGCCGAUAGAGCCAGAUGGCGUCAUCGCGGGUUGAGCAUUGACAUAGCGAGAAAUCCCUUUGAGUCACAAGACCUCCUACGCACAAUCGAUGCAAUGGCAAUGGCUAAGUUGAAUAGAUUGCACAUCCAUGCGACUGAUUCGCAAAGUUGGCCUCUCGAGAUACCCUCCCUCCCGGACUUGGCUCGGAAAGGGGCGUAUCAACCCCAUCUCGUAUGGAGCGCCAACAACCUCCGUGAGAUCCAGAUGCAUGGUGCUGCCAAGGGCGUUUCGGUCUUCAUUGAAAUCGACAUGCCGGGGCACACGGCGUCGGUGACCUAUGCAUAUCCCGACCUGGUUGCGGCAUUCAAUGAAUUAGAUUGGUCAACAUUUGCCGCAGAACCUUUGAGUGGCCAGCUUAAGCUCAAUUCAUCGGACGUGCACAGAUUUGUUGCCACUGUCCUUGACGACCUUUUGUCGCGAACGAGUCCUUACACGUCAUUGUACCACGUCGGUGGCGAUGAGUUGAAUCGAGCGGCCUAUCUCCUCGACGAAACUGUGCAGAGUGACGACCCGGGAGUGCUGCAGCCACUGCUACAGAAAUUCAUCGACAGUGUCAUCGAAGCAAGCAUCCGGCAUGGCAUGCAGCCAGUUGUCUGGGAGGAGAUGCUCCUUGACUGGAAUUUGACACUGCCUUCUGCUAUGGAUAGUGCUCCGUCGAGACAGACCUUGGUCCAAGUUUGGCGGAAUAGUGAGCGAAUCGAAGAAGUAUUGAAAAGAGGCCACCGAGCAAUAUUUGGAGACUACCACUUUUGGUAUCUCGACUGUAAGUACCUCCCUUACAACACAUCGGGCGGAUACUCGAGCAAAUUAGAAAAGCCAUAUCUUGACUAUUGCAACCCUUAUCACAACUGGAGGCAGAUGUAUACUUACAAUCCACUGGCGAAUAUUAGCGCUGAUCUCCAAGAGGGCAUUGAGGGAGGCGAAGUAUUAAUGUGGUCUGAGCAGACUGACUCGAGCGACCUUGAUUCAAAGCUUUGGCCUCGAGCUGCGGCUGCGGCAGAAGUGCUGUGGGCGGGAGUAAGGCAAGAAGCGAUGCUAGAGGACGCCACUAGACGACUGGGGGAAUGGAGAGAAAGAGGGGUCAUGGAUCUGAGGAUGCGCAUGUCGCCAGUGACCAUGACAUGGUGUUUGAUGGAAGGUGGGUGCAACUUGUAG